CUACAUACGUACUACCAAUGUAAUCCUGUACAUCACCACGUCCUCACUUUUGUUGCGGGUUUUCUCCUCCACUUCAGACGGCUAUCCCGCCGUGCCCGCCUGGCUCAUGUCACCAUGGCUCCCACCUCACUAUGACCGAAAUGAGGGCAUGAGGGGCGGUUAGUUUUGCAAAGUCAGCAUGAUCCUCGCCCCGUGUAGCUACGGGCAACAUGCUCCUGCUCGCAGCGGGUACGACGGGGACGGCAAAUCCUCCGAGUAUCUGCCCCAUGGGACCCCUGUCCAAGCCACCGACUCAGCUUAACCCCAUUUCUGCUUCAGAUAAGAGUACCAAAGAAUGGCUCGAGACACCACCAUGGAGAUGGGGUGCUGGAGAGUGGAGGCGGUUUCUUUCCGCUUCAUUGCUCCGCUUGACCGCCCACCACCACCCAUCUGGAACCUCCGCCCACUGCUAUCCCAGCCAUGACCCACUAACGCAGCAGCGAAGUACGAAGGUUAUCCAGGCUGAACCAUCCCUGCGCGCACAUAUGACGCAGGCUACCCAAGCCAAAGUCAUGGCUUCCUUCAACAAGCAAGACUUUUCAUACACUUUACCUAUCUAUCUCUCUUUGCCAAACUUGAUCAAGAUGAUGCCGUUACUGGUUAACAAAAAUAACAACAACAACAACUUCAACAUGGGUCCACCCUAUCAGGCCCCAAUGUUCAGCACCAACAUGAUGGAGACACCUCUUGAUAAAGCGUCACAACAAUACAUCGCUGCUCAUACACGAAACAUGUCGAGGGGUUACGGUGGACAGAGGACGAACACUUCGAUGCGGAUAACGAAGCCCAGCAGCGCCAGCACCAGCCCCCGCUAUCCGUUUUCGCAGUCCAAGAGGAAGACUUUGAUCGGUGAUGGGUUCCAGAAUCUCUAUACUCAACCUGCCGCGGCGGCGUAUCUCCCCACACCUGCGGCUGAAUUCCCGGUCGAGUUCAUGUACGACCCGGAGACGAAGCCAACGACGACAGCACGACCAGUUAGCUGGCACCCCUCGUCGCAACAGGUGGCAUAUUCCCAGCCUUACCCUCAGGAGUCCACGAUGGCCUUUGCUCCCUACCCAUCCUAUCAAGACUUUGGCGCUUGCACACAGUUUCAGCAACUGCCCCCAACCCCAAGCGUGUACUCCGGCUCCAACUCGCCAUGCUCGGCGUCCUUCUCCCCGCUCACACUUCCAUACCCCAGCGUCGAUUUUCAGCAAUCACAGCAUCAGUAUGCCUCGCCGGCGACUCAGCUCUACCAACCGGCUCCAGAAUCACCCCAAAGCAUGGCUGGCAUGACCGGCGAUCUUUCUUACGCUGCUUUCUCCAAGGCGGAAGGCAAUGUCAUGGGAUGGACUUCUUAUGCGCCGUCAUCGAGCGGCUUGGACACAUACACAGCGCCGCCUACCCCGAAUAAUUUCGAGCUGCCAGAGCAGUUCACCAACACCAAGAUGGCCUCCGAAGAGCCUAUUUCCUAUGAGGCACCGGAAGACGACGAAUCUGAUGGCGAGAUUCUGUACGGCAUGGGACUGUACGACCCCCCCGAGACCAACGAGCCUGCCGACAUGGACCUUCACCAGUCUACCGUCUUUUCACUUCUUGGAAACGCCGCAGUCUACGAGAAGCCCUCCGGCAAGGGUCUGAAGCUCGAGGACGCAUGGGAGCCUCCUGCGAGCGACGAUGAAGAGGACAAUGAAGAGCAGGAAGAUGACGAGGAGGAAGAGGAAGACUAAGACUUACGAUUAUGACACUUGCAUGAUGAUAUAUUGAGAAGAAGCAUUAUACCGGCGACGGUUUGGGAUACGCAUAGCAUUUAUGGGACGGAUUCCUAGAAAGGGGUAUGGGCUGGAAGCCCUAUCGAAGAUGCAUCGGCACAUCAGGAAUGUGUGGCUAGGCGUUUUGGUUUGCGUUUUUUUUUCCUUGUUUUGUUUAGGAGACAAAGAUACCCACCUCUGCAAUUAAAUACAUGUACAUAUUUGAACAGCAUGCGAUCUCAGUGUUCUUGAAUCAUACCACCCACCAUCUCUCA
Molecule: messenger RNA, 2044 nt
Organism: Neurospora hispaniola
Lineage: Eukaryota; Fungi; Ascomycota; Sordariomycetes; Sordariales; Sordariaceae
Exons: 7
Coding region: 210-1748 (512 amino acids)
Source: RefSeq, a predicted model, not a curated record